Ylistrum balloti is the source of this 3525-nucleotide messenger RNA. Its product is annotated as RNA-binding protein 33-like. The record is from RefSeq and is a predicted model, not a curated record. The transcript has 11 exons. Lineage: Eukaryota; Metazoa; Mollusca; Bivalvia; Pectinida; Pectinidae. Gene Ontology annotation, molecular function: RNA binding. The annotation marks the transcript as partial.
AUGACCACAUUAUUUGAAAUUUACGUUGACUGCUUUCAGAUCCGAGCAGACACAGAUGAUGAACUAGACGAAGAAUUGCUUCUUGGCAGUGAUGAUGAUCAGGAACAUAUCAACAAAAAAUCAUCCUCUGGCAAAAAGUCUGUUUCUUCAUCGAACAAGUCUUCAAAAGUCAACUCAAAGCCUGUGUCAGUGAAGCAGAAAACUGUUUCCCUGAAAUCUAGUGUAAAGUCUGUCUCUGAUACAAAUGUUCAAAAUGACAAACAAAAGCAGGGAAAAACGACAAGUUCUAAGUCACAGACAAGUGUUGUUUCACCAGUGGAAAAGACAAAGGAACCAUUCAAAUUUACAAAAAUUGUACCCCCUUCACCAGAUACAGAUAAAGAAAAACCUUCAAGGAGUAAUACAAAUAUUAAAUCUAAUUCAAAUUCAAAGGCAGAGUCUACCAAGGAACAACCACCAUUGCAUGAAUCUACCGCAAAAACUUUACGACCACCUCCUCCAAAGGAAUUAACUUCUAAGUCACGUUCACAUAGGGACCAGUCCCAGAAACACAAGGCUGGUAGGGAGUGUACUUCAAAGGAUGAACCAUCACCUCCAUGUGAACCAGUAAAGAAGGAACCUAUCCCAGUUGUAGAACUUACUUCCAGAAGUGACUUUGAAGAUGAAGAGGAGGAGGAAAUAGUACUUGAUAUCUUGGAUCCAGCAGCCGACCAAGAACUUUUUGAGGAAACAGACCCCCUUCUACAGUCUAGUCAGGAUUCUUUAUUGAAGGAGACAGAUGUAGAAGAGGAAGAAGAUAAUGAAGAAGAAGAGGAGGAGGAGGAGGAAGAAGAAAUGGAAGAAGAGGAAGACGAAAAUCAAGCUAUUGCAGAGGAAGAUUCUACCCUAGAGAACUCCCAGAUGGAAGUUGCUGAGGAAGAACAUGAAACAGAAAGCGAUAGUGAUUCUGAUGAGUCUGAAUCAGGAAGAGGACGGUUCAAGUCAGAACGAGCCAAGAUUGUCACUACAACGACAGUGAAAGCCAAACCCAGAGAUAUUGAUGCCAUACCGGACACACUAGAGAUUUCAGAAGAGCAGCAGGCCCAAAUUGAUGAAUUCAUGGUUGCUGGAGGCAAGAGAGGUCGCGGCAGAGGUCGAGGUCGUGGCAUUGGAGGGCGGGGUGGACAAAUGGCACAGUCUGGACGUUUUCCACCUUAUCAAGGUCAAGGUCAAAAUUACGGACAGCAGCAAUCCCAGCAAUACCAAGGACAAAUGUAUAACAUGCCUCCAAACUUCCCAAUCCAAAGUCAAGGUCCUUCCGGACCAGGAUACAUGAAUCAAGGUCAGAUGCACCAAGGUCACAUGGGUCAAAAUCUGAACCAAAAUCAAUCAAGUCAUGUGCCUUCAGCACAAAGUUAUUCCAGUCAUGGUCCAUCAAAAAUGAGUAUUGAUGUGAGUGAGAGUCUACAAGGCCACACUCCACCAGUUCCUCUAACAUCCAAGUCUUCGGUACCAACAUUAUUCACUCUGGCAGGUUUGGAUAAACCAAAGCCGCAGCAGCCACAACCCCGUAAGAUCCUCAUCAACCCUCAUUUCCGAGGUCCUGCUCAGCCUCAGCAUGACCGCCCCCCGGCUUCUGCUGGUACAGCCAUGCCACAGUCAGGGCCACAGAUGCCUGUCCCCUACCAAGGCUCCACUAGUCAACCCCAAACUCACCAACACCCACAGGACCGAACCUGGCCUCCACACUCCCAGCCCUCAGGCCCUCCCUACCCUGUUCAUAAUACUCCACCCAAGUCACAGCCUGCAGGAGGCUUUCCCCAAAGAGCACAAGGAUUUCCAGGUGGGCCUCGACCUCAGCAAGGUUUUCCACAGAGUAGUGGGCCCCCAAAUAUGUUCCCUGGUGGUCCUUCAGGUCCUAGAGGACCACAACCUGUCCCAAACCAUCCUCAAAUGGGUAUGCCUCCCCCCGGGCAUCCCCAACAUCGCCCUCUUGGACCAUUCCCUGGUUCCAUGGAUAAUAGAUUUGGUCCUCCCCCUCAGCAGAGAUUUCCAUCACCGGGAGGCAUGAAUCAGUUCAACAAUCCACCCCGCCAGCACCAGCCCGGCCCAGGAGGACCUGGUCUAUUGGGCAAUGCACCUCAUCAGCACCCUAGGGGUAACCAGUUUCCACCUCACAUGAAUCAGAACCAGCGUCCUCCCCAUCAUGGUGGACCAAGGCAACAGUUCCAUCUGAACCAGCAAGGUAAUCCAGGUAACCAAGCCAGUAGAGGUAACCAAGGUAAUCAGCAACACUUUCAGCCUCCAAUGCCACCACAUCAGAUGAGGAUGCCCCAGAAUAAUCAGCAGCCUCGUCAUCCCAUGCAGCAACAUCUGCCCCGGCAACAUCAUCCACACCAACAACAGCCACGCCAACAACAGCCACAUAUGCAAAAUCAGAACCGACAGAAUCAGUUCCAGCCAAGACAGCAGUUCAGUGGCAACAAAAGAAACUUCAACAGGACAUCCCAGGAAGACAAUCAACAGAUUCAGAGUAUACAGGUGAUCAGUCGUGGAAAACGCCAGCCUGCAGACAAAGACAAAAUUGAACACUCUCCUGCUAAAGUAGCGAAGUCAGAGGAGAUAGUUGACCCAGUUUUAAAAGCCAAAUUGGAAGAGCAAAAACAAAAGAGAGAUCGCAUCAUUAGGUUAAAGGAAGCAAGAAGACAGGCUUUAGCUGGUGUGAGGAGAUCUCAGCUAGAGAAAAAACUGGCAGAGGAAGGAAAGACCAUAGCUGAUGUAGAAAAGAGUGUUGUUUCUUCUCCAGCAGUUAAAAAUAACACAAUAGGCCAAGUUGUGAGGCAAAAUAGUGCUGGUCAUCAAGGUCAAGGUCAAAACCAGAGUCAGCAUUUUCAGCACCGGGCCCCUAAUACGGGACAGCCACGAUUUGGCCCAAGGCAAUCCCAACAGUUAGGUGGUCCGCGUGGGCCAGGACAGACCGGUCCAAGGCAACGCUUCCCUGGUAACAGGCCAGGUGGUCCAAGAGGAGGACAACACCUUGAGGGUCCAAGACCUCCAGGUCCAAGACCUCCAGGUCCAGGGAAUACCAACCCACCAAAUACAAAUGUUCAACGUCAAAAUUCUCAACCAGGCAAUCAGAACAGACAAGUAAAUAUGCCUAGUCAGACAACAUCUCAGGGAAAUACUAACCAAAAUGCUAGCUCUGGAAAGGAUGGGAACCUGGUUCUGAAACAGAGGGUUACCAUUCUGAAGAAAGAUAUACAUGGAAAAGUGAUUUCUAGAACAAUUAUGUUGAAGAAUAUCAGCAAACCAGGAGGUGUUAAAGAUGACCGUAAGGUGACCAUUCCUGGUGGUAACACACAGAGGACAGUGGUCAACAAGCCUGCAGGACCUGUUCAGAGAAAAGUUGUCCAAAAUCAGGAAGGCAGGAGGGUGGUUGUUGGAGAGUCACCUCGCAUGUCCAAGGUUGUGUCUGUUGACAACCUCUCUGUGUCCACCACGGAAGCUAACAUCAGGAAGAUGUGUUUUGGCAUCGGAGAGGUAGAG